GCAAAGGUCAUUAGCCACUCCAAUACACUUCCGGGUCAAGGCCACUCUGCAAACCAUCUGGAUAAUUUCAAAUGUUAAACUCCUCUUUCAUCAGGGCGGUGUUCGAUGGAAAAAAGGAGUGGGAGGACACUGUAAUUAACUUAAUCUAGACACCGGACAGUUGUGAUUAAUCUUCAUUUUUGCGACCUGAGACUCCAUAUCGAAUCGCAAACAUGGCAAGAAUAGGCAGACUCUCCACCAAAGGCUCAGUGCUGUUACUGUGUGACAUGCAGGAGAAAUUCAGACCCGCGAUCUACCAAUUCACAAAUAUUGUGAGCAAUGCCGCAAGAUUACUACAGGCAUGUCAAAUCUUGAACAUCCCCCAGAUAUUGACAGAGCAGUACCCCAAAGGUCUGGGCCCCACGGUUCCUGAACUGGGUGCAGAUGGGCUAAAGCCUCAUGAAAAGACCAGUUUCUCCAUGCUGACAGACAGUGUGAAGAAUUCACUGAAGACCCUGGGAGAUCCUCAGCAGGUCAUUCUGUGUGGCAUUGAGGCUCAAGCCUGCAUCGCGUGCACAACCUUUGAUCUCCUCGAACAAGGCAUGGAGGUUCACAUUGUAGCAGAUGCUGUCUCUGCUCGAAGCCAAACAGAUCGGCUUUUUGCACUGUCUCGACUGAAGCAGAGUGGAGUGUUUCUUACCACCACAGAGGGAGUUUUAUUACAACUAGUGCAGAAUGCCAAGCACCCCAACUUUAAAGAAAUCCAGAAGCUCCUGGCCCACCCCUCCCCUGAUACAGGCCUGCUGGCCUUCUACAGCUGUCUGUAGGGCCAGCCACACACACCACACCCUACAGAAAUGAGUAGCCUACAUAAAUUACUGUAAUUUAACAUAAACUGUUGUGAAUAUUGUGCUGUUGCAUUUUCAAAUAAUAUUACUUUCAAAGAAACAAAAUAUUUAAAAUGGUGUAAUAAAGGCUGUAAUAUACGUUUAAUUAUUCAGUAUUAAUAAAUAAAAACAAAAUUAAACAACAACAAUUAACAGUUAUUCUGUAUCAUAUCUUAUGCAGACAUUGCAUAUAAAUAUCUAAAUAAAUGCUGCCAUAAAUUCUUUACACCUAUGGUGUGAGUAUGUGAGUUAUAAAUAACAUAGUAAUAACUCAUUGUUAAGUUUAUGUCUUUGUUAAUAUUGAUUUUAUUUUCUCGUUGCGUUUUGACAUCAAAAAGCCCACAGCCCCAUCAAAAAGGUUCAUGAAUACCAAACCAGGAAAUUUCUCUUUCUGUCUUACACACAAAAAAAUAGAAACUGGAUAUAAUUUAGCAUGAUCAAUAAUAAUAUUUAUGUCACUUUAAAGGGAAAAAUCUGAGCAUUUAUAAAUAAAUAAAUGUGUGCUAUAAACAGCACAUAUUUUUCUUAUAUACAGUGUCAUCAACAGAACUUUGCACACAUUGAUUUUCUGC
Messenger RNA from Triplophysa rosa, 1438 nucleotides. RefSeq names its product isochorismatase domain containing 2 (gene isoc2). NCBI's taxonomy places the organism in Eukaryota, Metazoa, Chordata, Actinopteri, Cypriniformes, Nemacheilidae. The record is from RefSeq and is a predicted model, not a curated record. Gene Ontology annotation, cellular component: cytoplasm. Bases 213 to 806 code for a protein of 197 amino acids. The transcript is spliced from 7 exons.